This is a messenger RNA of Gordionus sp. m RMFG-2023, 645 nucleotides long. RefSeq lists its product as uncharacterized. Lineage: Eukaryota; Metazoa; Nematomorpha; Gordioida; Chordodea; Parachordodidae. The transcript has 3 exons. The coding region runs from base 21 to 641 and encodes 206 amino acids. The record is from RefSeq and is a predicted model, not a curated record.
AUGAUCCUUCAUUUGAAAAAAUGAUUAAAACUUUUUCUCCUGCGACAAAAAUUAUUUGUCGCCAAACACUGGGCAGCAGGAUAUCUACUUCCUUCUCUUAUAUGACGACAAAUCUUAUAAGAGAUUUGUCUGAAGUUUCUUAUGUAUGCACCACUGCUGAUUGUUGGAGUGGUCAUCGAAGGGCUUUUAUUGGACUUACUGCACAUUGGCUGGAUCCGUUAACCCUGAAGAGAAGGUCAGCCGCUUUGGCAUUGAGGAGGAUAAUUGGGAGGCAAACAUAUGAUGUUUUGGCCAACGAAAUCAUGGGCAUCCACAAGUUCUAUAAAAUUCAUAAUAAGGUGGUGAAGAUGGUGACUGGCAAUGGAACCAACUUUGUUAAGGCAUUUAAAGUUUUUGGAGAAAAUGAAGAAGAUAGUAGUGAGGAUAUGGAAUUGAUAAAUUUGGAUGACAUAUUAUCCGUUGAUGACCCAAUUAUUCCUACUAUCAGCCUACCAAAACAUCAACGUUGUUGUUGCCAUAAUCUUAACCUUAUUGCAACAACAGAUGCGGAGAUGGCAGAUAGUGAUCUCAAUUAUAAACGAAUAUCUAGAUCCACUUUUGCAAAAUGUUUUGCUUUAGUUAAUAAACAAAAUAUAUCUUAAAAAA